Molecule: messenger RNA, 4131 nt
Organism: Macrosteles quadrilineatus (aster leafhopper)
Lineage: Eukaryota; Metazoa; Arthropoda; Insecta; Hemiptera; Cicadellidae
Exons: 1
Coding region: 1-4131 (1376 amino acids)
Biological process (GO): DNA integration
Molecular function (GO): zinc ion binding; nucleic acid binding
Source: RefSeq, a predicted model, not a curated record
AUGGCGCUGCACGGACAUGAGGAAUAUGACAAUGACGACACAUCAUCUACAUUAACAGUGGAACAACCUACUACACAUAGUAUUACACAUUUCAAGUUCGAGAAGUUUGAUGCUACCAAAGAAACAUGGAAGUACUACUACCAAAGGUUUGAGUUGGAAAUAAUUGUUUGUGGAUUACAACACAAUCAAGAAGCUAAAAGAAUUUUACUUCUGAAAUGGAUUGGUGCUGAACAUUAUAGAAUUGUGGUUGAUAACUUUUAUCCAACACCUAUUUUAACAGUAGACUACGAGGAAAUUGUUGAGUUUAUUUCGAAUUUCUAUAAACCAAAAACAUCCUAUUUGGCCGAAAGACUAAAAUUUGGAAAAAUCGUGAAGAACAAAGAUCAAUCUAUACGCAUAUUUGUAAACAAAUUGAGAGCUGGUGCCACGGAAUGUGAGUUUAAAGAUACACUUGACGAAAGACUGCGAGACCAGUUCUUAUUGGGCUUAAAUGAUCCUAAAAUGCAAGAAGAGCUCAUCAGAAAACAUCCUGAGGAAAAAGCAAGACUUGUCGUCGACAUCGUUAAAGACGCCUACCUCAUGGAAAUGGCACAUUCUCAACAACAACAAAUAGAAACACUUGGGACAUUUUCAUGUGACGCACAGGUAAAUAAGGUAGGGGCUACACGAACUACUAACAAAAGGGACAGUACUAGAAUCAACUUGAAUCCUGAGUCACAGUGUUUGAGGUGUGGGUUAGCAAAACAUAAAACAGGUGAGUAUUGCAAGGCAAUGAAUAUUCAAUGUAGAGCUUGUGGGAAAAUGGGGCAUUUUGAACGAGUUUGUCUGAAAUCCAAUAAUGUCAUCAUUGAGAAAAAUCUUUCAAGACGUUUUGUCAAACAAAUUGAUAAGUUUGCUGGAAUGAGUGAUUAUAGUGGCAAUGUAGACUUUUUCCAUCAAAAUAAUGACGGAUGUCCUGACAUAUCUGAUGAGCUAGGAGCUGAGCCUCCCGGUUUGGUAAAGAACAUAAGUCAAAUUAAUAAUGUAGAGAAAUUUUGUUACGUUGUUCAUUUAACAAUAAAUAGGGUUCCAAUAACGAUGGAAUAUGACACUGCUGCUGCAAGAACUAUAAUUAGUAAAUCUACGUGGAAACAAAUUGGUGAACCGGCACUGACUCCUACGGAGGAGCUGGGUGCUUAUCCGUCAUUUAGGAUACCUAUGCUCGGCGAGACUAAGGUCGCUGUUUCGUUAGGUUCAACUACUUUGCAAUUAAGUGUUGCUGUCACUGACAGUGUUUCAGGGACACCUUUGUUUGGUAAAGAUUGGAUUGUAGCAUUUAAUCUAGAUCCUAACUGUGAACAUGUAUGUAAGCAAAAUUCUUAUAGCGUCAAUCAUAUUAACACGGACAUUAUAGACAAAGAGGGGGAGAAACGUAAGAUAUAUAAAGAAUUCAAAGACAUAAUUACCAAUAACCUAGGAACAGUAAAAAAUUUCAAAGCUAAGGUUAGAGUAGCUAAUGAUGUACAAUUGCCAAUACACAAACCGAGACCUGUUCCGUUUGCAUUACACAGUGCAACUAGCAAGGAACUAGAUCGUUUAGUGUCCUCAGGGGUCUUAGAACCUGUGGAUCCGGCUACGACUCCGAUCCUUUGUGCUUCUCCUUUAGUUGUUGUACCGAAGUCUAAUGGUGAGGUACGAUUAUGUGCAGAUUUCAAGGUAUCAAUCAACCCUCAUUUAAUCGAUGACGAAUACUGCAUCCCUACGUUUGAAGAAACAGUGCUUAAGUUGAAUGGUUCAAAAUUCUUUUCAGUUAUUGAUUUGAAGGAUGCGUAUCUACAGAUUCCAGUGGACGAAGAAUCAAAAAAAUAUCUAGUGGUAGCGACACAUAAAGGAUAUUUUACCUUCAAUCGAUUACCUUUUGGCAUUAAGACUGCACCUAAGAUUUUUCAAAAGCUGGUGGACCAAUUAUUAGUUGGUACCGAUGAUUGUGCGUGGUAUUUUGACGACAUAUGUGUGGGCGGUAGAAGUGGACCAGAACACAUUGAUAGGCUCAAAACAGUUUUAAAUAUAUUGAGGAGAGCAGGACUAUGCACGCGUGAAGAUAAACUACAGCUUUUCAAACAAAGUGUGACUUAUCUUGGGCACAAAAUUAGUGCUCUGGGUAUUCAGCCUGUUGAAGAUCGUGUAGAAGCUAUCAAGAAACAACCCCCACCAAAGAACGUUUCUGGGCUUAGAUCAUUUCUUGGAUCUGUGAAUUACUAUUCAAGAUUCAUUCCAAAUUUGCAAUCUCUUUGUUUUCCUUUACACAGACUUUUGCACAAGAACUCAACUUGGGACUGGAAUAGUGACUGUGAGGACGCAUUCAACCAUAUUAAGAGCAACAUUUCAAACAAUAUGGUACUUGUACAUUAUGAUCCUAAACUUCCACUUAUCCUUGCAACAGAUGCUUGCAAUAUUGGAUUAGGAGCAGUUCUCCUUCAUCGUUGUCCUGAUGGCAGUCAGAAACCAAUUGCAGCCGCUUCAAGAACAUUAAAUUCAGCAGAACAGAACUAUUCUUCUAUAGAUAAGGAAGCACUGGCCAUUAUCUUUGGUGUUGAGAAAUUCUACAAAUAUCUCUAUGGUAGACAUUUCACUCUUUUGUGUGAUCAUAAACCACUUGAACGAAUCUUUGGGGCAAAGCAGCCUAUACCUAAACAUGCCGCUUCCAGACUUGCAAGAUGGGCUAUUAUCCUCAGUGGAUACGACUACGAUAUAAACUACAGGGCUGGAAAAGAUAAUGUUCUGGCAGAUUGUCUAAGUAGAUUACCUUUAGAAGGAGGAACAAAUAUUGAUACGUAUCAGACGCUUGGUGAAGUAAACCAAGUAAGAUCUAUGAGAAUUGAAGAUUUGCCACUUACAAAACGUACGCUUCAAGAUAACACUCACAGAGAUGAUGAACUGAAACACAUUAUAUCCUAUUGUGUCAGGGGAUGGCCCGAUCGAAGUUCAAUUCCGGACAAUUUGAAGAUAUUCUAUGACAAGAGACAUGAACUAUCUUAUGAAGAGGGGAUUUUAUUGUGGCAAGAAAGAAUAUUAAUUCCCAAGUCCCUUAGAGGAGACGUUCUUAGUUAUCUCCACGUUUCACACCCAGGAAUAGUUGCCAUGCGAUCUUUGGCGAAGUUGUAUGUGUACUGGCCAAAAAUAGAUGAUGACAUUGAAAACUUAGUGAAAACUUGUACAAGAUGCCAAACAUUCAGGAAAAAUGAUGUGGAAACGCCACUCAAUUCAUGGAAUAUAUCGGAAAAUGCUUGGGAAAGAUUACAUAUUGAUUUCAAAGGACCUUUUGACGGAUACAUGUGGUUAGUGGUAAAAGACGCAUAUUCUCGAUGGUUGGAAAUAUUUCCAAUGAAAAACGCUACAAGCAACACUGUGAUAAGACGACUUCGUGAACUUUUCUGUAGAUAUGGACUUGUGAAACAAAUUGUUACUGACAAUGGAAAUCAGUUUGUCUCAGAAGAAUUUAGAGAGUUUUGCCGCAAUAAUAACGUGAUUCACAUCAGAACCACUCCUUACCACAGUCGUUCCAAUGGUUGUGUUGAACGAGUAAUUCAGACGUUUCAAAACAAGUAUCUCAUGAUUGACAUAAAUGAUCACGAGCAAAGACUCCAUACACUUUUGUUCUCAUACAGGACAACUCCACAUUCAUCGACUGGACGGACACCAGCUGAACUUUUCCUGAAAAGAAACCCAAGAACUUUGAUUGACACCCUAAGACCGGACGUGAAGGAAAAGAUGAAACAGUCGUCAGAACGCCAAAAGUUUUAUCAUGAUAUCCACUCUAAACGUAAAGACUUUAAUGCAGGUGAUAAAGUUUGGGUGAAACGGAAUCCAAAUGAAAUUUGGAGAGAAGGGGUAGUGUUAAGGAAAACAGCACCAUUGUCAUACAGAGUGAACAUUGAUGACAAAGAACACAGGCAGCAUGCCGACCAUUUAAGAACACGUCAACAAAUACAGCCUGCACAACAAUCUGUAACACAACAAACUUCAACACGCCAACAAAUACGGCCUUUACAACUAUCUUUUCAACAACAACUAACUAACUUCACCUUCAUCUGGUACUACAAACCAGAGAAAAUCAAGUCGGAAUAUAAGAAAGCCAAUGUAUUACCAUAA